Messenger RNA from Merops nubicus (carmine bee-eater), 720 nucleotides. RefSeq names its product O-phosphoseryl-tRNA(Sec) selenium transferase. Lineage: Eukaryota; Metazoa; Chordata; Aves; Coraciiformes; Meropidae. The transcript is spliced from 5 exons. Gene Ontology annotation, molecular function: tRNA binding; O-phosphoseryl-tRNA(Sec) selenium transferase activity. The annotation marks the transcript as partial. Gene Ontology annotation, biological process: conversion of seryl-tRNAsec to selenocys-tRNAsec; selenocysteine incorporation. The record is from RefSeq and is a predicted model, not a curated record.
UUUGGUAGUUACCUUUAUAUUAUUAUUAAGGGGAAAUGUCCUGAAGAUGGAUGGGAUGAAAGCACCAUAGAACUGUUUCUUCAUGAACUUGCUAUAAUGGACAGCAAUAACUUUCUGGGCAACUGUGGUGUAGGUGAGAGGGAAGGAAGAGUGGCAUCAGGACUCGUUGCCCGAAGGCAUUACAGGUUGAUCCAUGGAAUUGGAAGGUCAGGUGAUAUUUCUGCAGUCCAGCCUAAGGCUGCAGGGUCUAGCCUUUUGAACAAACUUGCUAAUUCCAUAGUUCUGGAUAUUGUAAAGCUGGCUGGUGUCCAGACAGUGGCCAGCUGCUUUGUGGUUCCUAUGGCAACUGGCAUGAGUCUAACUCUAUGUUUUUUAACGUUACGGCACAAGAGACCAAAGGCAAAAUACAUUAUUUGGCCACGUAUAGACCAGAAGUCUUGCUUUAAAUCAAUGAUAACUGCAGGUUUUGAGCCUGUGGUAAUAGAAAAUGUAUUAGAAGGCGAUGAGCUACGGACAGACCUUGAAGCAGUGGAGGCUAAAAUCACAGCUCUUGGCGCUGAAAAUAUUCUUUGUGUGCAUUCUACAACGUCUUGCUUUGCUCCAAGGGUACCUGAUAGGCUAGAGGAACUGGCUGUGAUUUGUGCUAAUUAUGACAUUCCCCAUAUCGUCAACAAUGCGUAUGGAGUUCAGUCUUCAAAAUGUAUGCAUCUUAUCCAGCAG